Molecule: messenger RNA, 1017 nt
Organism: Trichoderma atroviride IMI 206040
Lineage: Eukaryota; Fungi; Ascomycota; Sordariomycetes; Hypocreales; Hypocreaceae
Source: RefSeq, a predicted model, not a curated record
AUGGCGGCCAACGGUGACGUCUCCGUGCCCCGCUCCGAGUCCCCCACUGGAUCGCCUCGAUCCGCUUCCAUCUCCCUACAGGCCGCAGCAGCUAUCAACUCCGGCCUUCACCGAGAAACUUCACGCAGUACAGCUUGGCCUUGUGAUAUACAUGGCUCGAUUCCGCCUUCUCAACCCUUUAUUCUUAUUCCGUCUCUAACCACUGAACCUUCUCCAGGAUCCUCCAACAGCUCCCUCCCCCGCGGCUUCCCUUCUCCCUCCUCCGGUCGGCGACGAUCAACCAUCCUCAUGAACCUCCAGCUCAACGACCCGUCGGUGCCCGCGCCGGGCGAGAUGUUUCAACAGGAUCCCAUACGGGCGAGCCCGCAGCCCAUCAGCGGCGCUGGCCUGCCGCCAGACACGAGCCGUCACCACAGAACUCCAAGCUUGGGCGAGCUUCACCAAGAGCUUGAGGCAGAGCAGGAGGGCCACGUCAAUCGACUGCUAAACAUGAUCCGGCAACAGCAGCUGGAGCUUCAGCGCCUUCAAGCAAGCCACCCACAAGCAGUUGCUGCUGACGAGGCUGCCGCAGGCUCCGAGAGAGCACCUCGAUCGCUGCCUGUUCCCGUCCCCAUUAAUACUCAAUCUCCAACCGGCAACCACGUCCCGUCAGCGUCCAGCUCCUCCUUUUCCCGAUCGCCAAUCUUCCCCCACCACCGAAACUCCAUGGAGAUGGCCCGCGCCGACAUGCAGCGCCGGUCUAGGACGCCGAGCAGAAACGCCUCACCCCGCCUGCGGGCAACAUCCAUCAGCGCCGAGAGCGGUGACUGGUCCCUGUUCCGUGAUGAGAGCGCUUUCUAUCAAGCUGAGACGCAGAUGUUGACGCGCGAGAAUCAGAUGCUCCGGCAUCGGAUUCGUGAAUUGGAAAAACAAGUCAACGACUUAUCAACCAGCUCUCCCAUACCAAACGAGCCUUCAGUAUCUUCUAAUCUCAGUCGAGCAUCAACCUCGGCUGAAGAGGUCGAGCCUGCAGCAUAG